UCCCGGCAAAAAGUAUCACCUUCCUUUGAUAUAAAACGACUGAUCUGGCUAUUUGGCACUUGCUGCUUGUCUCGUAAACAAAGAAAUGUCUGCUUUAUCAUUUGAUUUCGACAAGGUGAUCGCUGUGAAGGAGGUUUCUCGCUCGCCGACUUCUUCAGUAUGGAAAGCAGAUAUCUCUGACGAAUGGAUGAUAGGAUCUGUUCCACACGGCGGAUAUAUCCUCAGUGUUAUCUUGUCUGCUGCGAGUGCUCACUUUGCUGGCAACCGACCAGAUCCCAUAUCCAUCAACGCCUAUUUUCUUCGUCCGACUGCCGCCAAUGUCCCCGCUAUCCUUACCGUCACCGACAUUAAAGCUGGACGUUAUUCAAUAGCACAGAUUAUAACAGAACAGGCUGGGAUUGUCACACAAUUUGCAACUGUCACCUAUGGGAACAUAUCUGAGGAGCAAGGUCCGACACGAGUCAUCGAUCCUGAUCGUCUGCCUCCCCCAUCCGAAUGCUUUCCUGGUAGCUUUGGCCGGCGUGCGCCUGAAGCACCUAAAGAUAAGCCACACAUUGGACAAAAGGUGGAGGUUCUCCGUGACUCGCAAACACUCUCAACCACAAAAGCCGAGCGGCGGCAGUGGAUUCGAUUCACUGACGGACGACAUCCAGAUUUGAUCAGUUUGGGUUUUUUCGCCGACGCAUCCGGCCCCCUCCUCACUAAUUUCGGGAAAGAAUGGCUAGGUGGAGAAUGUUGGUUUCCAACCAUGGAGAUCAACAUUCAGUUCCGCGCUAAACCUUCCACAACUACCCCUGGAAGGUGGAUUGGACAAUCUGUCAACUCAAGGUUCAUCACCAACGGCCGCCAUGAAGUGGACGUGGAGCUAUACGACGAAAACGGUGAUAUAGUUGCGCUUGCAAGACAAAUGGCUCUCGUUGUCCCAUGGGAGCGGAAUCUCAAAAAUGCAUCAAACACUGCUGCUCGCUUGUAAAAAAACUCUUCAGAUAUCGCUAUUUUUUUAAGUUGUUUCAUGGCAAGGUGCAUGCUGUCUCCUUUUACAUAAUAGACCUCAUCCUACAUUCCCAUAUUUCUGGGGACCUUUACUCUCAAUUGCAUCUCCUGGUUGUUCUGAUCGUUGCUCACCCGCCCGCAUUAGUCACGUUGCAGUGAUCGAC
Molecule: messenger RNA, 1157 nt
Organism: Spizellomyces punctatus DAOM BR117
Lineage: Eukaryota; Fungi; Chytridiomycota; Chytridiomycetes; Spizellomycetales; Spizellomycetaceae
Exons: 3
Coding region: 86-973 (295 amino acids)
Source: RefSeq, a predicted model, not a curated record